UCAGUCAGUCGGCCGCUCGAGCACAAUCAAGCCGGUUGUGUGUCGCAACGCCGCACCAACUAUUCCGAACUCAAACUCUUUUCCUAAUUUGAAUAAUUAAAAAAGAAAAAUCAAAAGUGCCAGUGUCAACUUUGUGAAAACAGCGUUCUAUAUUCAAACGUACAGUUCCAAGUCAUUGAGUGUUUUAAAAGUAAAGUUUGUGUCAGGAAUUUUAAGUGAAGUAAGAAUACUUUUUCUCGCAACUCCGUGGGUGCCAUAAAAAGAAGCGUUCUCGUGUUCGGAAUUGAAUUUUCCUAGUGGUCGGCUGUGAUAGUGCUUUGAAUUGAACUAAAACAAGUGCAUUUUAGUGUGUUUCGAAAGUAGGUGGAGCACAUCGCAAGAACUUCAAUAACCUUGCGAGACCGGUCUUUCACCACAACACAAAGAUGUUGCCAAGAAAAAGAGCCCUCCGCUCGCUGGUGACGACGUGUCUGAUGCUGCUUCUGGCCCGACCCUCGGACCAACACGGGUCAGGGGCGCCGGCUGGGGCGUGCAUAGACCAGCUGCCUCGCCACGCGGACAUCCAGCCGCAGGCCUCCGUCCCCCCCUACAUCGUUACCACGUCAGCCAGCCAGGUCCGGCAAGGAGACACGUUGAGGGUCACCAUCACCAGCCCUGGAGGCGUGGCUACGCCGAUCGGAGGGUUUAUACUGCAGGGACGGUCUGUGCAGAACCCUGACACAAUAGUGGGCCAGUUCACGUCGGUGCCUGACGACCUCGCCCAGAUCACAAGCUGCCGCGGAGACAAUGACACCGCGACCCACACGUCACCCGACAGCAAGCCGGCCUUGACCUUCGACUGGCUGGCACCCACCGAUCUGCUUGGAGGAGUUGGGUUCAGAGCAACUGUGGCCCAGACCUACGCGAGCUUCUGGCGCGGCGUGGAGUCCCCAGUCGUGGAGGUGGUGACCACAGACACGGUGAUCACGACCCCCGAGCCCCCCGCUAGUACUGAGCGAGCGGAGCCCGCGCCCCCGGUUAUCAUGGAGAGUAAGCCAAAACCUGUAAGCCGUGUGCUGGACCCAAUCUACCAAGGCUGCGCUGACACAAAACUCUGCUUCGGUUCCCCCCAAAACUGCGUCCAAAACGGAGACUGCAAAGCCGUGGUCGCCAUAUUUGUGGCUGGCGACUCUUACACCUUCGAAAUACAAGGCACAGGCAACCCCAAAUACGUUGGUGCUGGUCUAAGCAAAGAUAACAAGAUGGGAGAUGACAGCGCAAUGGAAUGCGUUAGAAAUGACAAUGGAAGAGUCAGCCUUUUCACCUCCUGGACUUAUCCUAAAGUGGAACCUUACGUGAACAGGAAGGAAUCGCCACAAGACAUAGUUCAGCUGCAAGAGUCUUCGAUUAUUGAGGGGAAGUUGUACUGCAAGUUCAAGAGAGACACGGUAUCUGUGGUUAAAGGACAGACCUUCGAUCUCGCUGGUGACACGUUUAAUUUGAUGGUGCUUUCAGGAGACAGCAUGAAAGACGCAGACCGAGUCGGCUUCCACUCCAUAGUCUACGAGUCGACGGGCGAGCCCCUCGCUCUGUCGUCAGUCGGCGCCGCGGCCGGCUCCUCCAAGUUGCUGCUGAAACUGCACGGAGGAUUCAUGCUGGCUGCCUGGCUCGGCACUUCGGCUUUGGGGAUUGUUCUUGCUAGAUACUUCAAGCAGACAUGGGUUGGCAAGACGUUUGCAGGAAAGGAUAUUUGGUUUGCUUGGCACAGAAUCCUCAUGGUCCUCACCUGGGUGCUCACAGUGGCUGGCUUCAUUGUGAUUCUGGUAGAGGUCGGCGGCUACACCACGACGGGAGACAACCCGCACGCGAUUACUGGACUGGUCACCGUUAUACUGUGCUUUAUACAGCCUAUUGGAGCGUACUUCCGUCCGCACCCCGGCACCAAGCGGCGGCCCGUGUUCAACUGGCUGCACUGGCUCGGGGGCAACGCUGCGCAUAUUCUUGGAGUGGCAACAAUCUUCCUAGCAGUCUACCUGCAGAAGGCUGAGCUGCCCGGCUGGAGCGUGUACAUCCUGGCCGCCUACGUCGCCUUCCACGUCGUCAUGCAUCUUGUGCUGUCUUUAACAGUCUGCAUAUCGGACGGUCGCAUCAGCAACGGGCGGGUCAACUCGUUCCCCAUGAAGGACAUGCUCGGACACCCGCGCCAGGCCACCGCCGUCGACCGCGGGAGCGCUGACGCACCGUACUCCAGCUUCCGAAGACUCAUCCUCGGCAUCUACGCACCAAUCAUAGCUCUCUUCACCAUCGCCAUGAUCUGUCUGGUGGCGCUCGCUCCCAUCUCGCAAACGUAUAACACCAUCAUGGGAGCCUAGUCU
This is a messenger RNA of Plutella xylostella (diamondback moth), 2354 nucleotides long. Lineage: Eukaryota; Metazoa; Arthropoda; Insecta; Lepidoptera; Plutellidae. The record is from RefSeq and is a predicted model, not a curated record.